Messenger RNA from Castor canadensis (American beaver), 1032 nucleotides. RefSeq names its product olfactory receptor family 5 subfamily C member 1 (gene Or5c1). Gene Ontology annotation, cellular component: membrane. The record is from RefSeq and is a predicted model, not a curated record. Gene Ontology annotation, molecular function: olfactory receptor activity; G protein-coupled receptor activity. Lineage: Eukaryota; Metazoa; Chordata; Mammalia; Rodentia; Castoridae. Gene Ontology annotation, biological process: G protein-coupled receptor signaling pathway.
AUGGCCUUUCUCUCAUCUCUUUCUUGCUUUUCUUCUCAGUCUCUGUCCAGCCAGGUAAGUCCAGAGAACUUCACCUGGAUUGCCCCUGCUGAAUUCAUCCUCCUGGGCAUCACCAACCGCUGGGACCUGCGUGUGACCCUCUUCCUGAUCUUCUCGCCCAUCUACCUAGUGAGCCUUCUGGGAAACAUGGGCAUGAUAUUGCUAAUCCGAGUGGAUGCUCGGCUCCACACACCCAUGUACUUCUUCCUGGCCAACCUUUCCCUGCUAGAUGCCUGCUAUUCCUCAGCCAUUGGCCCCAAGAUGCUAGUGGACCUACUGCUGCCCUCUGCCACCAUCCCUUAUGCAGCAUGUGCCCUCCAGAUGUUUAUCUUUGCAGGGCUGGCUGAUGCAGAGUGUUGCCUGUUGGCAGCCAUGGCCUAUGACCGCUAUGUGGCCAUCGGCAACCCUCUUCUCUAUACAACAGUUAUGUCACGGGGUCUAUGCCUGGCUUUGCUGGGAGCAUCAGGCCUGGGUGGAGCAGUGAGUGCCUUUGUCCACACGACAUUCACCUUCCGCCUGAGCUUCUGCGCCUCACGAGAGGUCAACAGCUUCUUCUGUGAUAUCCCUCCAUUGCUGGCUAUCUCGUGCGAUGACACAAGUCUCAACGAACUCCUCCUCUUUGCUGUCUGUGGUUUUAUCCAGACAGCCACGGUGUUAGCUAUAGCUGUGUCUUAUGGUUUCAUUGCUGUGGCUGUGAUCCGCAUGCCCUCAUCCGAGGGCCGACGGAGGGCAGCCUCCACCUGUGGCUCCCACCUCACGGCUGUGGCCAUGCUGUAUGGGACCCUUAUUUUCAUGUACCUGCGUCCCAGCUCCAGCUAUGCCCUGGACACUGACAAGAUGGCAUCUGUGUUCUACACCCUUGUCAUUCCAGCUCUCAACCCACUCAUCUACAGCCUCCGCAACAAAGAGGUCAAGGAGGCCAUGCAGCGAACCCAGAACCGAUUCUGCUGUCCAGGACAAGGCACCCACAAUUGGAACCAGGAGGCUGGUUAG